AACACUCGUCACCUCUCUGUUCAUGUUCAGCAUGUCUACCGAUCGGAAUUGUUCGACAAUUGUUUCCUACUUUACUGUCUAAACACUUGUUUCUACUCAUGCAGGUUCUCUCCGGACAUCGCUUCGAGGCGCGGUCUAAACGCCGCUGAGCUCUCGGCCGUUGAGGCUAUUCACCGGGCAGUGGAAUUCAAUCCCCACGUGCCCAAGGUAUUUCUUUUGGGUUUACGUGCGCGCCUGCACACGCCGUCAUCUUCUUGUCUCCAUUUUCUUUCUCUUGUCUACCAAAUACAAAUUGAGUGCAUCAGCAGCCAUCCUGUUGGUGCUUACUUUGAGCCCAUCCCAGGAAGGGGUGACUCAGAAGCCAUCGCCUACACCUUCUUCCAUUUGGCUCACUGGAAGGCCGUCGAAGGCGCCUUGAACUUGCUGCACUGCACCUGGGAGGGCACCUUUCGGCUGAUACCGUACCCUCUGGAAAAGGGUAACCUCUUUUACCCUUAUCCACAGUCAACGGAGGCCACAGACAGGGAACUCCUGCCGAGUAAGUACAUCUACUAA
This is a messenger RNA of Dibothriocephalus latus, 555 nucleotides long. NCBI's taxonomy places the organism in Eukaryota, Metazoa, Platyhelminthes, Cestoda, Diphyllobothriidea, Diphyllobothriidae. The record is from the annotation of a GenBank genome assembly.